AUGGGUAACGAAGAAUCAACCAUGAUGGAUGAUACCAUCGCCCCCUCAGUGUUGGAAGCGCGUAACAUUGAGGCAGUGGCCAAGUACAUCAAAGUUUACGAUGUGAAGAAAGUCGUAUUGAUGGUGGGAGCCGGCAUCAGCACUUCAGCAGGGAUUCCAGACUUCCGCUCACCUGAUACCGGAAUCUAUGCCAAUCUGGCCUUCCUGGAUCUGCCAGAGCCCGAAGAUGUCUUUGAUAUCGGUUUCUUCCGGGAGAACCCUAAGCCGUUUUACGCUUUGGCGCAUGAAUUGUACCCAGGCCGCUAUCGCCCAACUAUUGUCCACUCAUUUAUUCGACUGCUCUAUGAGAAGGGUAUGCUCCUGAAGCAUUUUACCCAGAACAUCGACUGUUUGGAGCGCCAAGCUGGCGUGCCGGGCGAUAAAAUCAUCGAGGCUCAUGGAAGCUUUGCCUCACAACACUGCAUUGACUGCAAGGAACUCUACCCAGACGAGGAGAUGCAUGAAAAGGUCGCCAAAAGCGAGGUUCCCCACUGCCACAAAUGCAAUGGACUAAUCAAACCGGACAUUGUAUUUUUCGGCGAAGCUUUACCAUCAUCUUUCUUCGACAACCGCGACCUCCCCGCCGAAGCCGAUCUUUGCAUCGUGAUGGGAACAAGUUUGCAAGUGCAGCCAUUCGCCAGCCUGCCAUCGCUGUGCAGCGAGGGUGUGCCUCGCGUGCUCAUUAACAAAGAACAAGUGGGUGGACUGGGAUCACGCAAGGACGACGUGUUACUUCUCGGCGACUGCGAUGCUGGCGUUCUCAGAUUUGCGCGAGCUUUGGGAUGGGAAGAGGAAUUGGAGGCACUUUGGGAAAAAACCAACCCGGAUCUUCAGUCGAGGGCGGAGGAGACUGCUCCCCCGCAAACUAGGGAUGAACGGCUGCACGAUGAAGUGGAGCGAUUGACGGAAGAGGUUGACCGAACCCUGGGGCUGACAGAAGCGUAUCAACGCAAGGUUCACGAAAAGCUGGAGUCACACGAAUCACCCGAAGCACACCGCCAGUCUGGGGGUCUCGGCCACGUUUUCCCCCAUCUCAAGCUGUCACAUUAA
Messenger RNA from Penicillium soppii, 1089 nucleotides. RefSeq names its product SIR2 family NAD-dependent protein deacylase. Bases 1 to 1089 code for a protein of 362 amino acids. The record is from RefSeq and is a predicted model, not a curated record. The transcript is spliced from 2 exons. Lineage: Eukaryota; Fungi; Ascomycota; Eurotiomycetes; Eurotiales; Aspergillaceae. Gene Ontology annotation, molecular function: histone deacetylase activity, NAD-dependent; NAD+ binding.